AUGGGUUCAUCAAAGUUUCUUCUGCUUCAAUUAAUGUUUGUAUUGUUUCUAAUUUCAUGGAUUGCUAAAACAACCUCUUCAACAACAUCUCCGUCUUCAGAUAUUACUCAGAUCAAUAGCUUUCUUGAAUUAAAACCUCUUAUCAUACUUGCACCUAAUAAUGAAUCGGAUAUCAAAACAACUUUGAAUUAUAGUGUGAUAAACAAUUUACAAAUCAGAGUAAGAUGUGGUGUCCAUGAUUACGAAGUUUUAUCUUGGAAGUCUGACUUCCGAUUCAUUAUUGUCGAUCUCGUAAAUAUUCGGUCAAUUAGUGUUGACGUGAAAAAUAAAUCUGCAUGGAUUCUUGCUAGUGCAACUCUUGGUGAGGUUUCCUAUAGAAUUGCUGAGAAGAGCAAGACUUUAGGAUUCUCGGCUGGGACAUGCCCUACUAUGGGUGUUGGUGGACAUUUCAGUGGAGGUGGUAUUGGAGUUUUGGUAAGGAAAUAUGGGCUUGCCGCUGAUAAUAUACUUGAUGCCCGCAUUCUUGAUGUUUAUGGAAGAAUCUUUGACAGAUCAUCGAUGGGUGAAAACCUUUUUUGGGCCAUUAGAGGAUGCAGUGGUGCAAGUUUUGGGAUCAUUCUUUCAUGGAAAAUCAAGUUGGUUUAUGUUCCACCAAUAAUUACUAGUUUCACUCCAAGUAGAAGUUUAAGCGAUGGUGCAAUAAAGCUUUUCCUUAGAUGGCAAGAAAUUGCAGAUAAAUUUCAUGAAGAUCUUUACGUCAGAGUUGUUAUACAAAAGGGAAAAUUGGAAAAAUGCCCCAUAUUUGGAUGCCCCGUUGGGAAACUGCCCCACACUUUAAAACUUAUGGGAAAAUGCCCCGUCCGUUACAUUUCCGUCCAAAAUGGUUAA
This is a messenger RNA of Papaver somniferum (opium poppy), 888 nucleotides long. RefSeq names its product berberine bridge enzyme-like 22. The transcript has 2 exons. The record is from RefSeq and is a predicted model, not a curated record. Gene Ontology annotation, molecular function: FAD binding. NCBI's taxonomy places the organism in Eukaryota, Viridiplantae, Streptophyta, Magnoliopsida, Ranunculales, Papaveraceae. Bases 1 to 888 code for a protein of 295 amino acids.